AUGGAGGAGCCUCUGCUAUCAGAUAAUAGAAGUGGAUCGGUUGAGAAGGAUAGUGGAAAAUGGAGCUCGUAUCAGUAUGUGGGUCGAACCGGUUCUACGAGACCAACUGCUUCAUUGGCUGGAACCGAGGUGAGUGUGGAUGAAAUACGAUCUGCUGCUGCUGCUUCUUCUGGUCACUACCCCCCUUCUCUUCAUGGGGCUUUGGUCGGUUCACCUGAGCCUGAUCCUACAGUGCAAGCUCUUGUUUAUCAGGGUGGAUAUGGAGGAGAUUAUACUGGACCAAGACCCCAGUUUCAGAGGAAAGUCCUGGAUGAAGUGGAGAUACGAGAGUUACUCAUUGAUCAUGUUGGUCAUCGUUGCUGUUGGGGUAGCCGUCCUGCUAGAACAUGGAGGAUUCAUGCUGUGGAAGACUGUAAUGUUCAUGUAGGAACACUGGAUACAUUUAUAGAGGAAAGAGAAAUCAUAAGAGAGACUGAACCAUACCUUGGUGGCAGUAUUGAUGGAAAGGAUAAUGGGCCUGAACUUGGUAUUUGGGAAUUGGAUCUAAGAUCUCAGUUCCCUAUUCUAUUUGUACCCUACAAUGAAGUGCGGCAAAAGAUUCCUCAUUCUGAAGUUAUUGAGAAAUGCUCGGUUUGUGCUGGAAGAGGAAGUACAGUCUGUGCCACAUGCAAUGCAGACCAAGAACCUGGAUUUUAUAAGGAAAAUCAGAUGACUCAGUGUGCAACUUGUUAUGGAAGGGGUUUAAUCGCUCAUAAAGAUGGUUCUGACUCAAUAUGUGUGAAAUGUAAAGGCGAGGGAAAAAUUCCUUGUGUGACUUGUGGAUCACGUGGACUAAUUAAGUGUGCAACAUGUAAUGGAAUUGGUUCUCUUCUAGCACGAAAUAUAGCCAUUAUUAGAUGGAGGACUCUUUCAACUCGAAAAGUAAAUGCAACUAGUGGAGCUGCAUCAGUACCAGAUGAGGUUUUCCAUCGAUCCAAAGGGGUUGAAUUGUGCAACACUCAGGCGCACCAAUGCACUCCAGCCUUUUUUGCUGAUUCUUAUUUUCUCAACAAGUUCUCUUCUGAUGUCAUUGCUGAAAGAGCGCAAGUACCUGCCACUGCAAGGGUCAUAUGUGAGAGGCACACAAUCUCAGUUGUGCCAGUAACUCGUGUAACCAUGUCUCAUCGUCGGCAAUCCUUCAGUUUCUAUAUCAUAGAAUAUGGCAGGGAGGUGUAUCUUAAGGAUUAUUACCCUGCUAGGUACUGUUGGGGCUUGUGUCCUUGUUUGGAGUGGUUGAAGUUCUAA
Sphenostylis stenocarpa is the source of this 1284-nucleotide messenger RNA. The record is from the annotation of a GenBank genome assembly. Lineage: Eukaryota; Viridiplantae; Streptophyta; Magnoliopsida; Fabales; Fabaceae.